AAGACCGCGAGCUACUACAAGUGGUCCGCGAAGAACGGCAUCGAGGCGACGAAGAUUCGGAUCGGAUACCUCGGCGCGAAGGACGACAACGAGACGAGCCGGAGUUGCGUCGCGACCGCGCCGAUCGCCGCGGGUGCGUCGUCGAGAUCGAGCAGUCGUUUAACAAACGCGCGAGUCGCGCGAGUCAUCCCGCGCCCGCCGCGCCGCGUCUCGCUCGCUCGCUCGCUCCUCCGCGGAGGGAGGACCUCCCCGACUCACUCACGCGACAUGUCCCGCGCUCUCCUCGCAGGCGACGUCCUCGCGCGGUGCCCCGCGGAGCUCGUCCUCGCGCUCCCUCCCAACGCGCCGAACCCGUUCCCGGACUACAUACCGACGCCGCUGUGGGAUAAAGCCCCGGGCGUCACCGCGGGGAGCUGCGUGGAAGAUUUUCGCAUGGCGCUCGUGCUGCUCCGCGAGCGUUCGCUCGGCGACGACAGCGCGUGGGCGCCGUACAUCGCGCAGCUGCCCGCGGGGUACGACCUCUUAGGGUGCUGGACCGACGAUCAGCUCGAGGAGCUCCAGUGCGAGCGUUUACAGGACGCCGCGCGCGCGCAACGCGCGGAAAAUAACGCCGCGUUCGACGCCGUGCGAAUGAACGUCUCCGCGUACGAUUCGGAUUACGAUCUCGGUCUCGGCGCGCUGACGAAGGAGGACGUCGUGUGGGGGUUAAACACGGUUCGGAGUCGGUCGUACCGCGCCAAGUACCCGUCGAGCUGCGGCGUGUUGCCGCCGCUGUCGAAUCUGGAAGGUAAAACGCUCGACGCCGCGGCGUUACUCACGAAGAGCGCGAGGCAACGCUCGGGGGAAAAGAGCGAGAGCGCGAACAAAGAGUCCGUGUUCAUGCUCCCGUUCCUAGACGCGUUGAACCAUCGGGAUAAUAAAGGCAGCGGCGGCGCGACGAAGCUGGUCUUCAUGUCCCCGCUCGAAGACGACGCCGCGGAGAGAGGCGCGAAGGGGACGUUCGAGCUGCGAUCGCCCGCGGCGGUGGAAAAAGACGCGGAAGCCGUCGUGUGCUACGGCGACAAAAACAACGAAGAGUUACUGCUACGGUACGGCUUUUGCGUCGAGAACGGCGUCCACGACGAGAUCACCCUCCCCGGAUGCAUGGACGAGCUGGAGUGGGUCAUGCCCGGCAGCGCGCGCGAGUCAGAUCUGAAAGCUGAGCGACUCGACGAGGCGGUGAAGCGCGCGCGUUUAAACGACGAGGGGAAGGCGUCCGUGAACCUGCUCUGGGCGCUGCGGGUGCUGCUCGCGUCGGACGCGACGUACGAAGCCGCGGGCGGCGCGAAGGGGCUCAUGCGCGCGUCGCUCCCGGGGGAGGACGGCGGCGAGGCGGCAGACGCCGCGGAGGACGGAGAACGGCCCGGAGAGGUCGAUGCGACGGAGGCGCAACUCGCGGCGGAGGCUUCGCUCGCGCUCGCGUGCGAACAAGAACUCGCGAAGAUGGGCGGGCGGGACGCGCUCGCGGAGGACGAGAUCAACUACGAGGCGGCGUCGAAAGUGUCCGCGCAGAUAGAGAUCGAGUGCGCGGAGGACGCGGAGGCGUGCGGCACCCCGGAAGAGGCGGAGUAUCUCAGGCGCGUUCUGGACUUUCUCUCCCGGCGUUUCUCUCCGCCCAUCCCUCGAUGGUUUCAAUCCCGACAUGCCUCGACGCCUUUCAACUCCGCUUCUGACGCCUUUCAACUCCACCCCGACGUCGCUUUGAAUGAUGGAACGACCCUCAGACGGCUGCUCAUCGCGUUGAGGUUUCGAGUGACGCGGAAGCGGGUGCUCGCGAUGGCGUUGGAUCGCUACACCCCGAAGUGA
Messenger RNA from Micromonas pusilla CCMP1545, 1845 nucleotides. RefSeq lists its product as uncharacterized. Gene Ontology annotation, biological process: peptidyl-lysine monomethylation. The transcript is spliced from 4 exons. Bases 433 to 1845 code for a protein of 470 amino acids. Lineage: Eukaryota; Viridiplantae; Chlorophyta; Mamiellophyceae; Mamiellales; Mamiellaceae. The record is from RefSeq and is a predicted model, not a curated record. Gene Ontology annotation, molecular function: protein-lysine N-methyltransferase activity.